UUCCACAAAACACGCAGAUGAAAAUUUAUUUUGCUGAGUUUGACGUUGAGGAGAGCCAGGAUUGCGAUUGGGACUUUUUGAAGAUCACCAACGAAAAGAAUCACCACUUUGGUUUAUACUGUGGAUUGAAGACUGGGGAGGAGGUUCUCGUAACUGGAAGCUAUGCCUUCAUGGUUUUUCACUCCGACCGUUCUCAACAAAAACGAGGAUUCAAAAUGUACUUCACUGUUGUUCCAUUCGAGACUACGAUAGCUGGAGUAGCAGAAUAA
This is a messenger RNA of Stylophora pistillata, 269 nucleotides long. RefSeq lists its product as uncharacterized. Lineage: Eukaryota; Metazoa; Cnidaria; Anthozoa; Scleractinia; Pocilloporidae. The record is from RefSeq and is a predicted model, not a curated record. Gene Ontology annotation, molecular function: ATP binding; transmembrane receptor protein tyrosine kinase activity. Gene Ontology annotation, biological process: cell surface receptor protein tyrosine kinase signaling pathway; positive regulation of kinase activity; multicellular organism development. Gene Ontology annotation, cellular component: plasma membrane; signaling receptor complex.